AUGAGAAACAGGGGAGUUAUUUGGCUGAGGAUUCGGAUAAGUACUAUUAUGAUGGUUGCUGGAUUGAAAGUGGUCUCCUGUAACGGUUGCCGUUGGAGGGUAAGGCGGAUGAAAGUUGAGAAUUAUAAUCUUGAUUUCCUACGAGAUUUAGAUUUGAAAAAUGGGCUAGGGAGAAACAGGGGAAGCAUUUUCAGGCAGGAAAGGAGGAUUUGGAUUGGACUUCAAAGCACAGUGGAUAUGAAGGUCAAAAUCGCAUUCAGAACAGCAAUAAGAGAAGCCAUUUCCGAUGAGAUCACAAGUGUUGCAGUAGAAGGAAUUGGAUGGAUAAGUUGGGUAUGGGACUAA
Messenger RNA from Oldenlandia corymbosa var. corymbosa, 345 nucleotides. The record is from the annotation of a GenBank genome assembly. Lineage: Eukaryota; Viridiplantae; Streptophyta; Magnoliopsida; Gentianales; Rubiaceae.